This is a messenger RNA of Laetiporus sulphureus 93-53, 1036 nucleotides long. RefSeq names its product phosphoadenylyl-sulfate reductase. The coding region runs from base 100 to 948 and encodes 282 amino acids. The transcript is spliced from 3 exons. Lineage: Eukaryota; Fungi; Basidiomycota; Agaricomycetes; Polyporales; Laetiporaceae. Gene Ontology annotation, molecular function: phosphoadenylyl-sulfate reductase (thioredoxin) activity. Gene Ontology annotation, cellular component: cytoplasm. The record is from RefSeq and is a predicted model, not a curated record.
CCUGGCACAAUAUGGCUUACUCGUCUCUUUACCACAUCCCGUCCUGCGACUGUUUCUGUCGUGAACUGCAGACGAGUCUCAAGUCUGACUCUACUCAUUAUGGUCGCGGACGCAUCGUCGUCGAGACCCACUCUCUCCGGGCCCCUUAAGCUGCCAUUUCCCAAGGAAGAGCUUGACCGUAUUAAUGCCUAUCUACGCGAUCUGACACCCGAGGAUAUCCUCAAGUGGGCGGUGGAGCAUGUCCCGGGAUUGUAUCAGACGACCGCAUUCGGACUGACGGGGCUCGUCGCACUAGACAUGCUUUCGAAGAUCACGCCCUCGCCUCCCCCUCUGAUCUUUAUCGACACCCUGUAUCAUUUCCCCGAAACCCUGGAGCUAGUGGAGGAAGUGCGGAAGCGAUACACGACUCCUAUCUACGUGUACAAGCCUGCGGACUGUGAGACGGUGCAAGACUUCGAGAAGAAGUUCGGAGAGAAACUGUGGGAGAGGGACGAGACGCUCUAUGACUAUACCGUCAAGGUGGAACCUGCACGCCGGGCGUACGAGGAGCUCGGCGUCAAGGCGGUCAUCACCGGGCGAAGAACCUCUCAGGGUGCCGAUCGCGCCAAUCUGCAGCCCCUCGAGUUUGAUAGCACAGGCUUGCUGAAACUGAACCCGCUGUUUGCCUGGACGUUCCCCUUCGUCGAGUGGUACAUUAAGGAAAACAAUGUCCCGCGGAAUAAGUUACUCGACCAAGGCUACCGCAGCGUGGGUGACUGGCACAGCACAGUGAAGAGCGGGGAGGGUGAUGUAGGUGAGCGCGCGGGCAGAUGGGCGGGUAACAAGGAGAAGACCGAGUGCGGAUUGCAUGUGGACUAUUUCAAGAUGAAGGCGGCAGCCGAGCAGAAGGAAGCCGGCGCUGCCGCUGAGCAAGCCGAUGCUGCUCCUGCGACAGAAGCAAGUGCAUGAGUUGGUAUGGAUGGGGAUUGGCAGGUUCGUAGAUCGUAGAUUGUACGCGCUGUAUUCAUAGAAGCGUCCACGUUGAUGGCUCUGAACG